This is a messenger RNA of Rotaria sp. Silwood2, 1074 nucleotides long. The record is from the annotation of a GenBank genome assembly. NCBI's taxonomy places the organism in Eukaryota, Metazoa, Rotifera, Eurotatoria, Philodinida, Philodinidae.
AUGCAUUUUUGUUCAAGUAAAUCAUUUGAAAAUAAUCAUGCAUGUCGUCGUGGACUUUUCUGUGGUACAAAUACUGAUGGUGAAGAUGUUUUAGACUCUGGUCAUCAACCAUUAGGUAGUAUUCGUUUAAGUCUUGGUUGGAUGAGUCGAUAUGAAGAUAUUCAAUGUUGGAUUAAUUUUCUUCGUCAAAUUAUUUUACAAGGUAUUGGAAUUGCACCUCUAUUAUCAUCUGUAUCUAUAAAUAAUGGAUAUAAUGAAGAAAUAAAUUUAAUUUUAACUCAUAUUUAUAUUUAUCCAAUAAAAUCUUGUGGUUCAAUAUCAGUUAAAGAAUGGCCAUUAACAUCGAUAUCAUUUUUAUAUGAUCGUGAAUGGAUGAUUAUUGAUCAAAAUUUAAAUCCAUUAACACUUAAACGUUUACCAUCUUUAUCACAAAUAAAACCAUCUAUUAAUUUAAAACAAAAUCAACUUAUACUCAAUGCAAAUAAUCAUCCAUCAUAUAUUAUUGAUAUUAAUAAUGAUUCAACAAUUAUUAAAUCAACUGUAAAUUUAAAUGAUGGAAUAAUGUGUCAUGUUUAUGGUGGUGAAAUUGAACAAUGGUUAACUCAAGUCUUAGGUAUUUAUGCAACAUUAGCUCGUCGUACAAAAGAUAGUCAAAUGACAUUAGCAAAUGAAGGUGCUUUUCUUCUUGUAUAUGAAGAAAGUGUUAGACAAAUUAGAACGAAUUUAAUUGAAAAUGAAAAUAUAACACAUGAACGUUUUCGACCAAAUUUAGUUGUUGAUAAACAAUAUAUAAAUCAAUCAUAUUCAGCUUAUAGUGAAGAUUUAUGGAAACGUUUAAUUAUUUUAAAUGAAUAUAAUAUUGAAUUGAAAACAAUUGGUUUAUGUCAACGAUGUUCAAUAGUUAAUGUUGAUCCAUUAACUGGAAAUAAUCAAAGUCGUCUUUUUACUCGUUUACAAACACAACGAAAAGAAAUAAAUUCAUUAAGAGCAAAUUUUGGAAUUUUAUUAAAUCUUUCAAAAAUAUAUGAUCAUGUUUUUGUUCAUGUUGGAGAUCGUAUUCAAGUUUUUAAAUAA